AUGUCCAACAUGUACGACGACCACGACUACGACAACGACUAUGACCGCGAACACCGAUCGCGCGACGAACGGGACUACUACAGACAAUUACAUCAAUCACAUCAACGAGACCGGGAGUACUAUGGUGGAAGUGGAAAUGCGGUACCCGACGACCCCUCGUAUCGCCGCAGAGAGUCUCCUGGUCGCGGUAGUUACAGAGACUAUGAUGCUCCCCGUGGACGAGGCCACCGCAGCCCGCAUCGCGGCGACUCAGCCGGCGACUCGCCCCCCGACUCCGGUGAUGACGGCUAUUAUCGAGAUUCUAGUCGCCGAUCUGGUCCAACCCGUCCCUCUCACACCCUGAAACUCGACGACGUACCGGACUGGAUGAAUACUGAAGAGGUAGAUAACAUCAUGCGAGACAUGGGUGCCGCCGGACUGGUCGAGGUCCGCCUCAAAUUCGACGAUCGAGGUGCCAGUCGUCGGUGCUACGCCUUCGCCGAGUUCAGAUCUAUCGAUGAUGCCACGAGUUUUCUCGAUAAUCAUUACCCUGCCCUUGACGUCAAUGGGGCCAACGGUCACCCUGCUCGUAUCUACUUGGAAUAUAGUCGGGAACGUCGUCCGGUCGCGAACCCGGACGACUGGAUGUGCACCAUGUGCCACUUUGAGAACUUCUCACGCCGCGCGACAUGCAAGCAAUGCAAGGCGCCAAGGUCCUCUGAGAGCACGGCCGACAUGAAACUGGAUGGCAAGAGCGACGAAUGCCCCCAGCAGACUCCGUCUCAGUUCGUCGUCAUCCGCGGCCUGCCUUCGUCUGUGACCGAAACAACCUUGGCCGCCGGCGUCAAGAAGCUCUAUGUUACUAAAGAGGCCGACGAGCCGAAGCAGGCUCCCGGCGCACCCCCUAAGCUCAAGAGUACUGCGCCGAUUGGUAAUACCAGCGGCUUGGGUGCGAAACCUGGCUCCCUGAUCCGUGUCUUUAUGAUCCGAGAUAAGUACUCGGAUAUCAGCUGCAACUACGGGUUCGCCGAGUUUUCCACCCUCGAGGACGCCAAGGCAGCCGUGGCAAAGUACAACGCCUCCUCACCACAAUUCACCAUCUCCUCCAAGCCAGUGACGAUAGCCUUCAUCCACUCGGGUGUCUUCAUUCCCUAUCUGCAUCCGGUGCAGGAUCAAGACCGCAAGUUCACAUUUUCGGCUACUCACAACCCCACGCUGAGACUAGUCUACUGGAAUUCGUCCGUCUAUGCCAACGAGUUCCUCAUCUUCAACGAAGGCCUAUAUGAGGACAAGCCACAGGAGACAGGCCAGACAAAGAAAGACGGUGAUUCAUCGGCGGGGAAGGACAGCAGGAAGCGCAAGGCGGAAAAGGACCUUGCGGCUCCCAGCGGCAAGAAGGCCAUUGCCAUGGCCCCUCAGUUGCAGAUGUGGGCCAGCAAACAUGCCGAGCUUCAUGGGCCAAAGGGACCAGGUCAGAAUAGCACGUCCUCGGAAGGCAAAGCACCUGCAACGGGCUCCAACGCCAUUGGGCCUGCCGCUACCACUUUGCCUACUGCACCACCUCCCUCGGUUUCGUCGGUAUCAUAUGCCGACCUCGACCGGAUGUGCUGUCUUUUGUGCAGGCGCAAGUUCAGCAACGAGCCAUCUCUUCGCCGACAUGAGCAGAUCAGUGACCUGCACAAGGCAAACCUAGAGAAUGAAGCGCUCGUCAUCAAGGCUGUCAAAGAUCUGAACGCGUUGGGCAAGGAGCCCGUGUCUAGUUAUCGGGAUCGAGCCAAGGAACGGCGGGUGGCCCACAACCAGCCCAGUAAACCGAAACCUCAUCUGCCGAGGAAGAAACCGCAGGGGAACAAAGAGCCCGAGUCAGCCAAGGAAACACCAGCGAAACCUGCAAUAUCCAAGGGGGCGGGCUUGCUGGCCAAGAUGGGGUGGACCUCGGGCGAGGGCCUCGGCGCCGAGGGUGGCGGCCGGACCAACAUCAUCGAGACGACGGCCUAUGCUCCCGGCGUGGGCCUCGGGGCUGAAGGAGGGAAGAGGGGAGACGCGGCACAAGAGGCAGCUCGUGCUACCAGGAACGACUACGCCGACUUCGUCUCCAAGGCGAAGGACAAGGCGAGGGAGCGAUAUGAGAAGAUGGGCUAG
Messenger RNA from Anthostomella pinea, 2121 nucleotides. The record is from the annotation of a GenBank genome assembly. NCBI's taxonomy places the organism in Eukaryota, Fungi, Ascomycota, Sordariomycetes, Xylariales, Xylariaceae.